Messenger RNA from Paramecium sonneborni, 935 nucleotides. The record is from the annotation of a GenBank genome assembly. Lineage: Eukaryota; Ciliophora; Oligohymenophorea; Peniculida; Parameciidae.
AUGUAAGUCAAUCCAAUAAACAAGAUAUUUAAAAACGCAGUUUAACAUAUGUAUAACACAUAUGAAAGCAAAUAUAUUGAUGCUAUAGAUGAAUAAAAAGCUCUUUAAUAGGUAUUAAAAAUAGAUUUUACAUAAAAUUUAGAAGCUGCGGUUGAUGUAUAAUAAACAUUUAAAAAUAUAGGAUUAAAUGAAAGAACAACUUAGUACUAAUUAUAAGGAGGCAGUGAAACAAAUUGAGAACAGGUUUUAAUAAUUAAAACGAUAUUAUGCAGAAUUUGUAUAUAAGUCUUUAGAUUAAUUUAAAUGUGAACAGAUUGAUGUAAGAAUUGCAUAAAAUAAAGAUUCUUAUAUAAAUAGUUUUACCAUAACAAAAUAUUUAAUUUUCUUGGCCAUUUAAAGUUAAUAAUAGAAUUAGUUCAAUAGCAGAAGUAAUUCAAUAACACUUUAAUCAAUAAAAUGAUCCUAUAUAGAAUUUCGAUCCUAAUAAAUUGUAAAUAGUUUUCUGUAAGCCUUAAGAUCUCUAUAAAAUAAAUCAACAAGUAGUAUAGAAUGACCUUGAUAGUAUUUCUUAAUAAUAUUAAAUUUAUGCAAUGAACAGUGAAAUAUUUUUAGCCUCUUUAGGCCAGGUUAAAUAAGGGUCUAUUAUAGUUGUUAUUGGUAAUAUAAUUUUAAAGAGUUAAUAACCUAAGGAAUGCAUAACAUACAAAUUCAACAAAGAUAGGUUAGUUGAUUAUUUUAGUUGUUAAUAAUGUAAUAUACAUUGGGUAUGUUCAAUUUGUAAGAUUUUUGCCAUAAAGGGCAUCAAUUAAAUGUGUAUAGACAAUAAGUAAAACCAGAUUGGGCUUGUUGUUAUUGUGUAUCAAAGGGGUUCUGUAAGUCAUUAAAUAAAAAUAAUUAAUGAUUAUAAAAUUAAUAAUAUUAUUGUUGCAGUUUGA